AUGGGUUUUCUUGAAUUUUUCAUUUUUGUGUUAACCUUAUUGAGAGGUUGCAAGAGCAUUGAUGAUUCUCUUGAGCUAAAUGAUGAUGUUUUUGGACUUAUAGCAUUCAAAUCAGACAUUAUUGACUCAUCAUCUCAUCUAUCCUCAUGGAAUCAAGAUGACAACUCCCCCUGUGCCUGGAAGUUCAUAACGUGCAAUCCGGCAACCGGCAGAGUCACCGAGCUGUCUCUCGCCGGCUUGAGUCUCUCCGGGAAGAUUGGUAGAGGCCUCGAGAAGCUGCAGAAUCUGCAGGCACUGUCUCUUGCUCAUAACAAUCUUACAGGCAACCUUAAUCCUCAACUAUCUCUCCUCACCAAUCUUGAAAGGCUUAAUCUUUCCGGUAACACUCUUUCCAGUGGAAUCCCACCGUCUUUAAUCAACUCCGGCAGGAUAAAGUUUCUUGAUUUAUCUGAAAACUCAUUAUCAGGACCUGUUCCUGAGGAGUUUUUCUUAAGCUGUUCGUCGCUUCGACUACUCUCAUUGUCCAGAAACAACCUUCAAGGUCCAAUUCCUAGUUCACUUUCUCAAUGCACCAUUCUAAACCAUCUUAAUCUUUCCCACAACCGUUUUUCUGGUAACCCCGGAUUCGCUACGAGUCUUUGGUUGUUGCCCCGGAUCAGAACAUUGGAUCUUUCGCACAAUGUCUUAUCGGGUCAAAUACCGAAUGGUGCAUUGGGUUUGCCUUACUUGAAAGAGCUUUUUCUGCAAGGGAAUCACUUCUCAGGAGCUUUGCCUUCUGAUAUAGGUCUAUGCUCACACCUAAAGAAGUUGGAUUUAAGCAAUAAUCUCUUUACAGAAGAGCUUCCUGUUUCUUUCCAGGGCCUUUCUUCUCUAACUUAUCUAAAUCUAGCCAAUAAUAUAUUAACCGGUGAGUUUCCUCUAUGGAUCGGAAAACUGAACGGCCUGGAAUACUUGGAUAUUUCGGGCAAUGGUUUGACAGGAAUACUCCCAACAUCUAUUGGUGGUUUAGGCUCAUUGACUUAUGUGAGCCUUUCUGGUAAUAGUUUAAGUGGGAGCAUUCCUACAUCAUUGAUCUACUCCAGCAAUCUGUCAGUGGUUCGAUUAAGAGGUUCAAGCAGACUUUUUGAGACUAUUCAGUCUAUGGAUCUAUCUGCAAAUAGGCUUACGGGAGACAUUCCUGCUGAAAUGGGACUUUUCUCCAAGUUGAGAUACUUGAACUUGUCAUGGAAUAAUUUUGAGACAAGAAUGCCCCUGCAGCUUGGAUAUUUUCAGAAUCUAACCAUGUUAGAUCUACGAAAUGGAGCUUUUCAUGGUUCAAUCCCUGGUGAUAUAUGCAACAGUGGAAGCCUUGAAAUCAUGCAACUUGAUGGUAAUUCUUUAACAGGAUCAAUACCUGACGAUAUCGGAAAUUGUUCAUCACUCUACUUGCUGAGCAUGUCUCACAAUGACUUGCGGGGACCUAUUCCAAGAUCAAUGUCGCUGUUGAAAAAACUCAAGAUUCUCAAGUUAGACUCCAACCAGCUGAGCGGUGAGAUACCACAGGAGUUGGGUGAAUUAGAAAACCUCCUGGCAGUAAACAUAUCCUACAACAGGCUACAGGGAAGGCUUCCUGCUGGGGGAAUAUUUCCAAGCUUACAGCAAAGUUCUUUGGAAGGAAAUCUGGGUAUUUGCUCACCCUUUCUCAAAGGACCAUGUAAGAUGAAUGUGCCAAAGCCUUUGGUUCUUGAUCCAUACGCCUACGGGAAUCAAAUGGGAAAUCAUCAAGGAGGAGGGGCUGAAUCUUCAAAAGAUUCCAAGCACCACAGAUUUCUCAGUAUUUCGGCCAUCAUUGCCAUAUUAGCAUCUGUCUUGAUCUCCAUUGGUGUGCUGGUGAUAAGCUUACUCAAUAUUUCAGCAAGGAGGCGGCUGAAAUUUGUCAACACUGCCAUUGAAAGUUGCUCAAGCUCCUCCCGUUCAGGACGCAGCCUAUCGAUGGGUAAGCUUGUUUGGUUCGAUUCCAAGAUUGCCCCUGAUUGGGUUGUUAAUCCUGAAUCUUUGCUAAACAAAGCAGCUGAGAUUGGGGGAGGUGUAUUCGGAACUGUCUAUAAGGCUUCAUUAGGAGAAGAUGGCAGAGAUCUUGCAAUCAAGAAUCUUGUUGUAUCAAACAUGGUACAAUAUCCUCAAGAUUUCGACAGAGAGGUUCGUGUUUUAGGGAAAGCAAGGCACCCUAAUCUUGUAUCCGUAAAAGGGUACUACUGGACUCCUCAGUUGCAGCUUUUAGUGACAGAUUAUGCACCCAAUGGUAGCUUACAAGCCAAACUCCAUGAAAGGUCACCUUCAACUCGACCUCUUUCUUGGCCAAAGCGGUUUAAGAUCUUGCUGGGAACCGCAAAGGGGCUUGCCCACUUGCACCAUUCAUUUCGUCCACCUAUUGUGCACUAUAAUAUCAAGCCCAGCAACAUUCUUCUUGAUGAUGAUUUGAAUCCAAAAAUAUCAGAUUUUGGAUUGACAAGACUUGUAGCAAAGCUUGACAAGCAAGCCGUGGGUAACAGGUUUCAGAGUGCAUUAGGUUACGUGGCUCCAGAGUUGGCUUGCCAGAGCCUAAGGGUCAAUGAGAAAUGUGACAUCUAUGGUUUUGGGGUUUUGAUUCUUGAGCUCUUGACUGGCAGACGGCCAAUCGAGUAUGGGGAUGACAAUGUCGUAAUACUUAAUGAACAAGUCAAGAUCAUGCUAGAAGAAGGGAACGUGCUGGAGUGUGUUGAUCAAAGCAUGGGGGAGUAUCCUGAGGAUGAAGUUUUGCCUGUUCUUAAGUUGGCAUUAGUAUGCACUUCUCAGAUACCUUCAAGCAGGCCUUCCAUGGCAGAAGUGAUUCAGAUAUUACACGUCAUCAAAACCCCCAUUCCUCACAGGAUGGAGGCGUACUGACUGCUAAGAGUGCUACAAACUUUUAACUUCGAUUAUGUAUAAUUGUGGUGCUUGUUUAUUAUCAACAAUUAAUGUUUCCUGCACUUGCACGAAUGGAUUUUGCAAUUACUUAGCUUC
Molecule: messenger RNA, 3021 nt
Organism: Cynara cardunculus var. scolymus (artichoke)
Lineage: Eukaryota; Viridiplantae; Streptophyta; Magnoliopsida; Asterales; Asteraceae
Product: probably inactive leucine-rich repeat receptor-like protein kinase At3g28040
Exons: 3
Coding region: 1-2904 (967 amino acids)
Biological process (GO): protein phosphorylation
Molecular function (GO): protein binding; protein kinase activity; ATP binding
Source: RefSeq, a predicted model, not a curated record